This is a messenger RNA of Somion occarium, 1254 nucleotides long. Lineage: Eukaryota; Fungi; Basidiomycota; Agaricomycetes; Polyporales; Cerrenaceae. The record is from the annotation of a GenBank genome assembly.
AGAUCAUAGAUAAGCCAUUCGGUCGUUGCACCACAACGCUGUUUAGUUGUCUCACUAUGGCUGCGUCUGAAAUCUUUCCGCCUUUCGAUCUGCAGGAUGCUCUGGCGCAAUCUGCUGUUCGUGGUUCUUUUAUAGAUACAGCUUAUCAUAUUUUCUCUCAUCGCCUCUUGUCGGGGAAGGUGGGCAAGCCUCGUGUCAUCUAUGGCAACAGUCUGGUCAUGAAGGCUGCUGGACAACACUUUCGUGGUCAACUGUCAGCAUCUUUCUCCAAGACGCAUGAGACCCCAGAGGAAGUCGAGGCUGAUGAAUACGGGUAUCAAUCCGACAGUGAUCUGGACGACGAUUGGGAUCUUGAGGAGGUCAGAUCCCCUACAUCGCCUUCAAGCAGCCGUGACAAGGGAAAGUCUAAAUCCGAAGAUUCCGAUGAGUUGUCGAAGAAGGCAGAACCACCCAAAGCCAAUGAAGCAGUAGAACACACCGUUGUCAUCACUGACGUUGCAGCCAACACAUGGGAAGCUUUGCUAUUCUAUAUCUACACUGGCAAGAUCAACUUCGCUCCUUUGAGAUCACAAGGAGCCGAAGGUCGCAUGCAAGCGAUGAAGCAGCACAAAUACGAUCAUCCCCAUCGUCCACCUCUCUGUUCUCCCAAGUCAGUGUAUCGACUUGCAGAUAAGGUUGGCCUGGAGGCUCUAAAGGUUCGGGCUUCUUCCGAUCUCCGGACCAAGUUGCAUUCCACAAUGAUCUUAGAUGAAGUGUUUUCCAAGUUUUCUUCAAGAUAUUGUGACAUCAUGAGUAUGCAAGUGGACUACCUCUGUGAUCACGGGUUGUCAAGGCCGGCAGUGGCGAUAGGCCUCCAGCAGAAGAUUCGCAGUGUCGUCGAAGGAGAAUUGCCUCACGCGACAAACAUUCUCAUGUCGUUAUUGCAGAAAAUAACACCAAACCCAUCACCGCUAUUGUCCCCCCCUCCACCGGCAGCAGACAAUGGUGUGAUGUCGCCUUCAUGCGACUAUAGUAGACCAGCCACACCUGAUGCUCCACAUGACUAUAAGAGAAUAAACACACCUGAGGGAGAUCCCGUCCCGACAUCGGCUUUCGGCGAGAGGAAGAAAGCUGGAAAAGGGGCAAGAUAUAAACCAUAGAGAGCUUCUGAAGUCUUGCAGGAAGUGCACGUAAAUCACGCAGCAGGGCCCUGGGUUCAAUUAGGUUCAAUGAAAGGACGAGCAUUUGCUUCGGGCCUAUCUGAGAUCGGCCUCG